Messenger RNA from Neomonachus schauinslandi (Hawaiian monk seal), 3668 nucleotides. RefSeq names its product glycerol-3-phosphate dehydrogenase 1 (gene GPD1). Gene Ontology annotation, cellular component: cytosol; glycerol-3-phosphate dehydrogenase (FAD) complex. The transcript has 8 exons. Gene Ontology annotation, molecular function: glycerol-3-phosphate dehydrogenase [NAD(P)+] activity; NAD binding; protein homodimerization activity. The coding region runs from base 719 to 1768 and encodes 349 amino acids. NCBI's taxonomy places the organism in Eukaryota, Metazoa, Chordata, Mammalia, Carnivora, Phocidae. Gene Ontology annotation, biological process: glycerol-3-phosphate catabolic process; carbohydrate metabolic process. The record is from RefSeq and is a predicted model, not a curated record.
AGAGAAGCCCAAGGGGGAGUCCCUGAGAUGACCACUGUGGGUAACAGAUGACCUUUUCCCUUGGGGCUCCUGGGGUCUCUUAUCCUUGGGCUGGGAUGCCCCCAAAACAGGCCCCUAGCUCUUAUGUGGUCUUUAAAAGUGAGCCCACAGCCGCCCACCUCACUUACACCCAGCCCUGUGGUAGAGCUAGCGUGGGGCCAGUGACAUAGUCUUUGUCACUGCUAGAGGACAAACCUGUAGAGGAGAUUUUGGGUUCCUAAGAGGCUAUGUGGGGUGAUUCCUACCUUGGAAAAGAAAGCAUUCCUGCAUCUGCUACUAGGACUGAAUACAAUUUAUUUCAGUGCUGGGGGACAGAAGGGAAGGGGGGGCAGUCACUUGCUCCUCAUCUGGGCUAUUUCUUGGUAGACCUCAAAAUGAGACCGUUACAGGGAGGGAGGGCUGGGGCCAAGGGAAGCAGCUCAUUAGCACCAUCAGCUGGCAAACCUAAAAGGAAGAGGGGCCUGGACUCUGCCCUAUUCCUGUUCACCACCUGUCUCUACCCUUUUCUCCCCUUUCCCUGGCUUUACCAGAGUCCCUGUCUCCCUGGGCACCCGCCUCCCAACCCGCCCCUGGAGGGCGGGACUUGGCUGCACCCAUGUGUGGCGGAGUUAUAUGCUCCUAGUCGGCAGAGGAGCUGGGGAGCAGGGCACUGAGCUGGAUCAGUUAGAGAAGUGGCACCAUGGCUGGCAAGAAAGUCUGCAUUGUAGGCUCCGGCAACUGGGGCUCAGCUAUUGCCAAGAUUGUGGGAGGCAAUGCAGCCCAGCUGUCACACUUUGACCCCCGGGUGACCAUGUGGGUGUUUGAGGAAGACAUCGGGGGGAGAAAGCUGACAGAGAUCAUCAACACGCAGCAUGAGAACGUCAAAUACCUGCCAGGGCACAAGCUGCCCCCCAACGUGGUGGCUGUACCAGACGUGGUCCAGGCUGCAGCGGAUGCUGACAUCCUGAUCUUUGUGGUACCUCAUCAGUUCAUCGGCAAGAUUUGUGAUCAGCUCAAGGGCCACCUGAAGGCAAACGCCAUUGGUGUAUCUCUUAUUAAGGGGUUAGACGAGGGCCCUCACGGGCUGAAGCUCAUCUCUGAAGUGAUUGGGGAGCAGCUUGGCCUCCCCAUGAGCGUGCUAAUGGGGGCCAACAUUGCCAGCGAGGUGGCUGAUGAGAAGUUCUGUGAGACCACCAUUGGCUGCAAGGACCAGACCCAAGGACAGCUUCUGAAAAAGCUGAUGCAGACACCCAAUUUCCGCAUCACAGUGGUGCAAGAGGUGGAUACAGUAGAGAUCUGUGGGGCCUUAAAGAAUGUAGUGGCCGUGGGCGCUGGCUUCUGUGAUGGGUUGGGCUUUGGCGACAACACCAAGGCAGCAGUGAUCCGACUGGGACUCAUGGAGAUGAUCAGCUUUGCCAAGCUCUUCUGCAGUGGCCCUGUGUCCUGUGCCACCUUCUUGGAGAGCUGCGGUAUUGCUGACCUCAUCACUACCUGCUACGGAGGGCGGAACCGAAAGGUGGCAGAAGCCUUCGCCCGCACAGGAAAGCCCAUUGAGCAGCUGGAGAGAGAGAUGCUGAAUGGGCAGAAGCUGCAGGGGCCCCCAACAGCCCGGGAGCUACACAGCAUCCUCCAGCACAAGGGCCUGGUGGACAAGUUUCCUCUGUUCAUGGCUGUGUACAGGAUAUGCUAUGAGAGCCAGCCAGUGGGUGAAUUCAUCCAUUGCUUGCAGAAUCAUCCAGAACACUUGUGAACGGAACUGGGGCCCAGGCCAGGCAGCUUCUUUACCCCAAUGGAGACAGUCAGCAGCUUGGGGUACCUGGCCACCAGGAUCUGUGGGACGCUCCAUGGAGCAGCCUCUUCUCCUGGAGAAUAAGGAGGCUGUGGGGCCCAACUAUCUACCUGGGGAUCCUGAACCAUCAAGCAGCCUAUAGCCUCUUGCCACCACCUCUCACCAGAAAUGGAGUUGCCUUGUCCCUCUCCAGAUGUGGGGCUUUCUCCUUGUCUUCUGGGAGGGGUAGAAUCAAGGCCCAGUGCUGUCUGCUUUGGGUGUGUGUGUUGGGGGGAGGAUGAAGGGACAGGGAGGCAAGGGCUACCCACUGCUGCCUCACAAAGACCAGGAGCCCCAUCCCCAAGCCCAGUUAAAUGGCUAAAGAAGUACCUCAGCCACAGGAGGAAUGAGGCAAGGGCUGACAAGGAGGGGUCUGGGCUUUUAAGCUGACACAGGCCUGAGGGUCCCCUUUGCUCUGACCUCUGCCAGGCCCCACACAGCAUCAAUGGAUCUCAGUGUCUGUUAAAAAAAUACAAAGCUCUCAACCCCCUCCUAGCUUCUCCUAGCAACAUCUGCGUCCUCAGAAACCUCUGGUCGUUCCUCCCCACCUCCCCCAAGCUGCCCUGGCACCAGAGCUGCUGCCAUGCUGGCAUCUCUGGCCCUGGGGCUUGUCAUUCUCCCCAGGGACUUCCUAGUUCUUGCUAGCUCCUCCCCACCAUGCAUGACCUUUCUAAGCCUUCCCUCGCCCUCCUGGCCAGCACCCUCUUCAGAGAGCAGGAACCUAAUCUGCUGACAGCUACACCUUUUCAUAGCAGGCUCAGAUCACUCAGCUCCCUAUGACCUUUGUAUUUGCCCCGCCUCCCUUCUCUGGUUGGGGGAGGUGUCAGUUGGGUCCCUCCUGCUUCUAUCUUCCCAAGGACAUCCUGGGCUUCACCCCUUUCCUCCUCCCAAACCCUGUGCCUAUUUCUCAGCUGCCCCCAGAGCAGCCAGGGCAGCUAACCAGCACCUGCAUCAGGAGGCCAGGGGGCCAGAGAGUGGCCCAAAGGCUGAUCAGGGAUUGUGAGCAGGGAGGGAUGAGCAGGUCCUUGUUGAUGGCCCCCGACAUUCCAAGGCCAGUCCUCCGUUGUCACUUGGAAGGCUUUCUCAUGAGGUAUUGACUCCAUCAGCACCUCAGGAGCUGGGAAGGUCAAGGAGGAAAAAAUUAAAACCACCCUACCCACUGUGGUGAGGGAAGAACAGGAAAGGGAGGAGGGAAUGUGCUUUGAACUGGCCUUGUUCCAGGAUGGGUUGGCAGCCAGGGAAUGUCACAGGUCAGCAGCCUGGGCCCCUGGCUACAAAUAGGCCCUGUGGGCCUGCCAGGCUCCAGCCAUGUUCAGCAGAGGAUCUCAGCUUCCUAUGUGGCAGCACCUGGCACACUGUGGCUCUGGCCAGCAUUAUGUUAACCCUUUCUUACUCCCUGCCCAAUCAGGGAGGUGGGCUCGGCUCCUCAGCGCUAGCCCUCGAGGAUUCACUGACUUACCAGGGAAGGGCAGAGCUGCCUGGAUCAGGCUGCGGGAGUGCAGGCACAGCCACCCCAGAUUUGGCUGGGCCCAGGUUAGGGCUCUGACUGAACCCAGAGCUGCCUCCCCAGGAGGUCAAAGUGGGGGCAGAGACACAGCUCUUUUCCUUCGGCUGCAGCUGUAACCUUGUUAGCUAGUCCGACACCUUUGCCUACGUUUGUUCACUCCACAGUUAACAAUCUGAGGCCUUCCCAUCAAGCCUACCUCUUGUCUACUCAAUAAAUCGUGGUUUUCCCGGAAAGGAGUUGGGGAAGGGCGCUUCAGUGCAUGCGGCAGUUCGUACGCUGUGGUGUAUCACUGCAUAUAUGUUUCCAGUCAUGCCA